AUGGAUCAGUGGCAGCUAGAGGAGGAGGAGGAGGAGCUAAUGCAGGAGGCACUAGCUCUUUUAUCCGACUGUCAAGACGAAGACUACGACGCAGCCAUAUCACGUCUGCUUGUGUCCGACGACGAGUAUCGUGGCCCCUUGUACACCAACCGCAGCGACUUUAUCAUGUCGACCACCGAAGUGGCUACUUCGAUGUUCAAUGCGCACGAUCUGAUGCCAAGCAGCGAAAACUUAAGCGCCGAAAUCUCCCCCGCUGUAACGCCUGCGUUAACAUUCGCUACUAGCAGUCCCGUCAAAAAGACGCCCACGUCCGUUGCCAAGCAGAAGCAGCGCAAGAACAAGGCGCCGGUCACCGCUUUAGGCGCUGGAAAGAAGCGCAAAACCGCGUCUCAUAACUCGAAUCGCGCGCGUGACGAACGAAAAGAAGAGCUCAUUUAUCUUCGCAAAACAGUGCAGACAAUGGAGGCGAGACUUCGAACGCUGCAGCUAUCACAGCGUCGAGCGCUUCCUGUGCCUUCGCCUGCGUCUGCAACUAUGAAAGCUUCAAUUCCAGAAGAAACACAUACGUUCACUGAGGGUGCAUUUGCUCUUGCUGCACUGCAGGGACAUACCGUCAUCAGUGAGCCACUGUCGACCGAAGAUAUGAAGGAGGAUGCGGCGAUGGGGCCUGUUUGGACAGAGAUCGCAGCGCGCCAGUAUCAAGAGCGACGCCGUGUCGAAUUGGAAAACAUUCGUUUGAAAUUAAUUCUUGAGGGUCAGGUCAAGAUGGCCAAAAGCCUGGAGAAAAUGCUGACAAAGCGUACUAGCUUACGGGUGAUGGAAUCUAUUCAGGGCAAGUACUUGACCAGUUUGCAGCACAGAAAGCCGACGUCGACAGAGGAAGAAGAUGAGGCGGCCAUUUUUGCUCGUCUCGAAAACGAAUUGGGUACUGCUCUCGACGAGGUGGACAUUGCGUUUGAGGCAAACGGACUUGCUCGCAUGGAAAAGACAUACGCAGACGCGCAAGUUCGGCUCGAAAAUGGGUCCAUUAUAAUGGAGAUUUUCGCCAACAAAGUUGUUCCAUUCAGCGUGGACGCUACGAGCGACGCAGUCUGGAAGCACUUUCUUCAUUCCAUGGACCACAUCCCAUCACGUUUCGUCUACCAGAAGCAACUAAAGAAGACGGAAUCGACCGACGAUACGUUAAUGGAGAGUUUCGGCCUCGAGCUUGUUGGCAGUCGCAACGCCACCGCCGCCUUCCGCGUACGUCAGAUUCGCAGGAAGUUUGUUCAACCUCACCGCGUCGUAAUCGCCUGGCCCAUGUACUCCGAGGCACUUGAACUUUCUGCUGAGCCUACAAAGGGUGUCCGACUUCAUGAGAAGUGUUUUACCGUGGUUAAGGCACCUUCACAAGCUAGUGGCCGCCGAGGCGCCCUAAUACAAACGUGCUACGUUCUCCGCCCAGAAAUUUACGGUCAUGUUGCUGAUCGCGAGCGCAUUCUCACAACUCUGACCGAUUUUUUGCUAGACUCAGUGUCGCAUACGAUUAGCUCAAGCCACCAGAUGAUUGAAAACUACCUGAUAGAUGGAGCGCUUCACUUUCGGACCGAAACAAAAGCGAUGAUGCAGGUUGAUAGCAAGGAGAUCAACGUUAAAGAAAAGUGCCCGUAG
Messenger RNA from Peronospora farinosa, 1650 nucleotides. The record is from the annotation of a GenBank genome assembly. NCBI's taxonomy places the organism in Eukaryota, Oomycota, Peronosporomycetes, Peronosporales, Peronosporaceae.